This is a messenger RNA of Benincasa hispida (wax gourd), 1128 nucleotides long. RefSeq lists its product as uncharacterized. Lineage: Eukaryota; Viridiplantae; Streptophyta; Magnoliopsida; Cucurbitales; Cucurbitaceae. The record is from RefSeq and is a predicted model, not a curated record.
AUGGUUAUCCCACCUCCUCCACCACACAUUCGUCCACAAUCUGAUUUUGGCAGCCCUCAAAUGGUCAUUUCAUCCCCUCCACAACACAUUCAUCUUGAAUUGGAUGUUGGCGGCCCUCAGAUGGUGAUUCCAUCACCUCCUCCACACGUACAUCCUCAAUCAGAUGUAGGUGGUCCUCAAAUGGUCAUCCCACCUCCUCCUCCACAUGUUUGUCUACAAUCUGAUGUCGGCGGCCCUCAAAUGGUCAUCCUACCUCCUCCGCCGCAUGUUCGUCCAGAGUUUGAUGUUGGCGGCCCCCAAAUGGUCAUCCCAUCUCCUUCGUCGCACGUUCGUCCACAUUCAGACAUCGGUGGCCCUCAAAUGGUCAUCCCACCUCCUCCGCCGCACAUUCUUCCCCAAUCAGACGUUGGCGGCCCUCAAAUGGUCAUUCCACCACCUCCACCGCAUGUUCGUCCAAAAUCAGAUGUCGGUGGCCCCCAAAUGGUCAUCCCAACUCCUCUGCCACACGCUCGUCCUGAAUUAGAUAUUGGCAGUUCUCAGAUGGUCAUCCCACCUCCUUCGUCGCAUGUUCGCCUACAGUCAGACAUCGGUGGUCCUCAAAUGGUCAUCCCACCUCCUCCUUCGCAUGUUCGCCCACAAUCAGAUGUUGGUGGCCCUCAAAUGGUCAUCCCACCUCCUCCACCACAUGUUCAUCCACAGUCUGAUGUCGGCGGGCCCCAAAUAAUCAUCCCAUCUCCUCCGUUGCAUGUUCGCCCACAUUCAGAUGUUAGUGUCCCCCAAAUGGUUAUCCCACCACCUCCGCCGCAUGUUCACCCACAUUCAGAUGUUGGUGGACCUCAAAUGGUCAUUCCACCACCUCCACCGCAUGUUCAUCCACAGUCAGACGUUGGCGGUCCCCAAAUGGUCAUCCCACCUCCUCCACCGCACUUUCAUCAACAAACAGAUGCUGGUGGUCCUCAGAUGGCCAUCCCACUACCAUCACCUCAUGUUCGUCCUCAAUCAGAUGUUGGCGGCCCUCAAAUGGUCAUUCCACCACCUCCACCGCACAUUCGUCCCCAAUCGGAUGUCGGUGGCCCCCAAAUGGUUAUUCCACCACCUCCUCCUCCACACAUUUCACUCACAAACUAA